Molecule: messenger RNA, 1047 nt
Organism: Aspergillus alliaceus
Lineage: Eukaryota; Fungi; Ascomycota; Eurotiomycetes; Eurotiales; Aspergillaceae
Exons: 4
Coding region: 1-1047 (348 amino acids)
Source: RefSeq, a predicted model, not a curated record
AUGAUACCCCCCUGUGAUCCAGCAAUUCUUGAAAACAAUCCGCAAUUCAAAAGAGUUUACCAAAAUUUGACAACAAAUUUGCUCAAACCAGAUGCAUCAACGCGUGCCAACGAUGCGCAGCCUGCCAGAAAGGCCGUCUUAGAAGAAUUAAAAAUCUGUCGCACUCGCCAUGCGAAAAAGCAAAUAAAAAAACAAACACUGCGAGAGCUAGCCUUUGAUCCAGGCAAUAAUUUACCGGACGAUUUCCGAGACACAAUUAUGAUCAUCAGCUUUUACUUGGACUCGUCACCCAGUCAGCUCGACCUAGACGAUGACGACCUCGAUGGAGCCGACACGCUAUCACUCCUGGCUCCAGACAUCGAUAAAUUCUACUCGGGCCUUCCUACGUUAACCAUACCCUUUUCAAAUGCGAUUUCCUCUUCUUUGGAUAACCUUCGAUUGAUCGCUCAUGCAGGCGACGUUUCGGACCCUCCAUCUACGGAGCCCCCGCGAACCCGGCUUAGGGCCCGUCGAGCCCCUGUUACCCUUUCCUCACGGCUCGAAGAUCGACUGCGCCAAUUACGUCAGAAACAGCUCUCCGAGCUUCCCGCAACUCGUACGCGAAUGGCAACGACGGCGGCGGAAGUUUUGGCGACACGGGCCGCGGUGCUGGAGCGUACGGUGACGUUACUGGAACGCGCCAAACACGGAGCUCUUGCUAGAGCAACUAAAGCGAAGGCGGAGCAUCUCGCUAUAGUUGCCCAGAGUGUGGAGGGGAAACUAAAUAUGACGAAACUGGAUAUUUCGGCCACAAUAAACACACCCGAAACUAUUAAUGCGCUCAGCCGAUACCGUCGGCACCUCCGAGACACUCGAGAGCGGCUGGAGGAGAGGCAAACCUCAACUUUGGAGAAACUCAAGGCGUACGAGGGGAUCGACCCAGGAGCUACAGAGAGAGAUGGGAGGAGAAGCCAAUCAGAAUCUGGUCCAAUGAAGGAGAUUACCCGACAAUACGGGGAUUUAAUCCAGGAAAUUGAAGACGUAAGAUUGGAGAUUGAAAAAUUAUGA